AUGGAGGUCCAGUGGCUUAGGGAUCCAGUGUCAAGCCUAAAGGCUACGGGGAGAGAAGAAAAGCCAUUGUGCCUUCACCUCCACACCCCUGAACCCUCGACCCCUCAAUCCUGCCCUGAAGCUGAGCUUAGGAACAUCCCAGAUGCAGGCACGACAGUCCUCGAUGAGGUGCUUAGGGGAUGGUUCCUGGCAAUUUAUCAGCUUUCUGCAGUUUCUGGUGCUGCGAUUCUCCCCGAGAAUGUUCCAGAUGGCGUGAAGAGCAAUGUCAAAGAGCUAGGAGCAGCCAUGGAUGCCGAUGUGUUGGCGACUCUCCUGCUUGACAGCGACAAGGGCGGGGACUGGCGACCCUGCUUGCAGAGACUGCGUAAUACCCGGCUGUCUGCAAUCAUGUCAGACGCGCUGAACUGGACCACAAUCUUUCCAGAUGGGGUGACAGAGCGCACCGGGAUCCCCACAAUGGAAAGCAAGGCGCGUGUGAUUGAUUUCUUCGCCAGUGACUCUUUUAAAGAAUGUGGGAGCUGGUCGAAUGCUGAGCUCACUGCCGCCGAGAGCUUGAUUUCUCGGGACCCCAAGCUCUCUCGAGUGUUUGAAAGGAUCGAGAAGGUCAAAAACUCCAUCGCGGAGAACAUCCGCGGGGCAUCCUUUGCCCCCAUCAUUGGACUGGUUAUUUUGGUGGCUGCCGUUGUUUUCCUCUGCAAUGGCCUGAGUUCAGGUCUCGGAGGCGGCGGUGGCGGUUCCAACCUGAUACCUGAUCAGUCUCAGUUGCAAGACCUACCCCUGGUGGGACUCCAGAAGUAG
Messenger RNA from Symbiodinium pilosum, 798 nucleotides. The record is from the annotation of a GenBank genome assembly. Lineage: Eukaryota; Dinophyceae; Suessiales; Symbiodiniaceae.